GCGACUUGUUUACAAAAAAUCUAUAUAACCUGCAAAAUGAUGUGAUCUUCUGUUGAAAUACAACUUUAUAAUUACAACUAUGGACAACCUCGAUUCCGAAGAUGAGAAAGUAGAAGGCCCAAUUGAAAAUGCUUGGGCCAUGAAGAUUCCAAAGUUUACGGAGAAGGAUAACCCACAUGGUUUGCUAGAGGAAAGUAAAUUUGCAACGUUGUUUCCUAAAUACCGAGAGCAGUACUUGAAAGAGUGCUGGCCGCUUGUCCAAAAAGUAUUAAAGGAACACCAUUUAGUAGCAGAGUUGGACCUAAUAGAAGGAAGUUUGACUGUGAAAACGACUAGGAAAACCUGGGAUCCAUACAUUAUCAUAAAAGCGAGAGACCUUAUGAAACUCCUUUCACGUAGCGUACCGUUCGAGCAAGCAGUCAGAGUAUUAGACGAUGAAAUAGGAUGUGACAUAAUAAAAAUCAAUUCCUUUUGUAGAAAAAAGGAGACAUUUUUAAAGAGACGUCAAAGGUUAAUCGGCCCCAAUGGCGUUACCCUCAAGUCUAUUGAAUUAUUAACCGAAUGCUAUGUUCUAGUACAAGGGAACACUGUGGCUGCAGUGGGGCCAUACAAAGGACUCAUUCAGGUGAGAAGAAUAGUUGAAGACACAAUGAAAAAUAUACAUCCCAUGUAUAAUAUCAAAAGUCUUAUGAUAAAACGAGAAUUAAUGAAAGAUCCGAGGCUUAAAAACGAAAGUUGGGACAGAUUUCUACCAUCCUUUAAAAGUAAAAACGUUCCACGAAAACAACCUAAGAAUAAAGUCAAAAAGAAGCCGUACACACCUUUCCCGCCACCACAACCUGAAAGUAAAAUUGACAAGGAGUUGGCAACUGGUGAAUAUUUCCUUAAAGAUGAGCAAAAGAGAGCUAAGAGGAGGCACGAGAAAGAAGAGAAGCAGGUACAAGCUAAGAAGUCAAAGGAGGAGGAACGCAAGAAGGACUUUAUUCCACCCCAGGAAAAGGUACAUACUGAAAAACCGGCAGAAUCAUCAAUUGAUUUGAAGUCUUUCAAAGCAAAAGUUAAAAAGGCUUCUAAAUUUAACAAAAAAGGAUAGUUUAAUAAAUUAAUUAUUCACAAAAGACUUGAAUGUUUAACAAGCAUAUGUGUCAA
Messenger RNA from Aricia agestis (brown argus), 1149 nucleotides. RefSeq names its product KRR1 small subunit processome component homolog (gene dbe). NCBI's taxonomy places the organism in Eukaryota, Metazoa, Arthropoda, Insecta, Lepidoptera, Lycaenidae. The transcript has 2 exons. Gene Ontology annotation, molecular function: RNA binding. The record is from RefSeq and is a predicted model, not a curated record. The coding region runs from base 80 to 1093 and encodes 337 amino acids. Gene Ontology annotation, cellular component: nucleolus; small-subunit processome.